AUGUGUGCCUAUACAAAUGGGCUGCGUGCUUCACUUAAAUUGAUAGCAAGUCAACGACGAGUACUGUCAGUUGCGGGGUAUAGCUCUGACCCAAAAUUAGUAAAUUUUGGAGAUGAUGAUAAAACGGACAGUGGUCAAGUCUUGCCAUCGGACAAUCCAUCACAAGAUAAUGCUGUGAUUUUAGCCGAUCAUACUUUACUGGUCUGGCAUGUCGAUGUAUUUGUCUGGUUCGAUGAUCCUCGUAAUCGUCUAUUUGCCUCAUUUCGUACAAACGUUUGUAUGUUGGAAAUCAAACCGGAAAUUAAAGGUCGAAUUAUGACACAUGAUAAACCAAUAAUUGCAGCACGCUAUUCUACAAAACAAAAACAAGUAAUGAUUGUUUGUCAAGCGGGUGACGUGAGUUUUUGGUCAAUAGAACAAGGACAAAAAACCAAACGAUUUAGUGAACGACAAGGUGAAGCGGAUGUAACCUGUAUUGGAUUUGAUGAGUUUGGAGAAAAGUUCUAUACUGGAAGUAGUGAUGGAAAAAUAAGGGUUUGGAAUUAUAAUGGCCGUUUAAUACAAACACUUGACGCAGUAUUUCGAGAUGUCGAUCAAAUUGAACAUAAUCGCGGUCAGACAUCAACUUGGUUAGGAAAAGAGGUGCAUGAAGAUGAUAUUGUUUGUAUGGCUCUCACUAAUUUUACACCACAGCUUCUGGCUACUGGAAGCGCUGAUGGUGAUAUUUGCUUAUGGAAUACAUCAUCAGAAUUGUUCAUUCGACGAUUAGAUCAGAGAAAACGAAAUCCGAAUAAUACACAAGCCAAGCUUCAAGAUAAUGCAGCUGACUUUGCUAUAACUACGCUUAAAUUUCUUGAUAAACGUAUUCAACAAUCGACAAAUGAUGGCUCAAAUCUUGUAUCUUGUGGUGGUGUAGGAUAUACGCGUUUUUGGAAUGCUUAUACAGGAUUAUUAGUUGCUGAAUUUCAAGCUCAUUCUGAUGUAAGUAGCAUAGUAAUGGAAAUUGAUUUGAAAAAUAAGUACUUAGCCACUGGAGAUGUAAAUGGCUUGGUGAAAGUGUGGGAGAUCGAACAAUAUUGUCGACAUACGUCUGAUAACUUAGUGAAAACAUUACCGCCUCUACUGUCUGAAUUUACUCGUCAUAUUGACUCUAUAACAUGCUUGGAUUUUGUUGAAAAAGAUGAGCGAACUUAUCUAAUAACAUCUUCAAGUGAUUGUAGCGUCGCUUUAUCCGAUGUUAAUGGUAAUAUCUAUGGUAUAUUUGGACAAGCGAAUAAUUGGCGGUUAGAUUUACAAAAUUCUAAUGACAAAGAUGAUAGACGUCAAGAAGAGAAUGAUGAUGCGGAAAGUGAACAAAAGAUAACUGAUAGUAGUGAUAUAACAUCAUUUCGAUCAACAGUAGACUAUGAUUUAGAUACAAUAUCAAAUAUGACGGAUGAUGAAAUGUUAACAAGACGAUCAAAUGUUUGGGAUAAAACAACGAUAGGUGUAAGUUAUCAAGAGCGACGAACGCAUGGACGUCGUCAACGAAAUCAACCAGGUUUAAUACAAACAAAACAAUUUGCUCUAUGGGAAAAAACUGGUUUAGCACCGGGCGGUGCUUAUGGAUCAUUAGAAACAUUUGAUCUGCCAGUCAUUCUUGAUCCAAAAAAAACAUCAGUUACUGAUAAUUCUUAUUUUUUACAACGUGGAAGUGUUGAACCACUUAGCAGUGGCACUCGACGACGGCCACCAUCAGUCAUCGGAGAAAAUUUGAAAUCAGCAUUUGAUGAACGUUCUAUAUUUCCAAAAUAUAUACUCGAUUAUGAAGCGAAACAACGACAAUUGAAUGAAUUAACAAAUACUCAGCAACAAACUACAAAUGAAAAAACAGUUCUUCGACCGAUAGAUUCAAUACGUGCAACAACCAUAAAACGUUUAAAUUCAUCGUCAACAUAUAGUGAACAAAAUUAA
Didymodactylos carnosus is the source of this 1953-nucleotide messenger RNA. The record is from the annotation of a GenBank genome assembly. NCBI's taxonomy places the organism in Eukaryota, Metazoa, Rotifera, Eurotatoria, Philodinida, Philodinidae.